Messenger RNA from Nasonia vitripennis (jewel wasp), 2594 nucleotides. It is a transcript of the gene Bin1, whose product is annotated as histone deacetylase complex subunit SAP18. NCBI's taxonomy places the organism in Eukaryota, Metazoa, Arthropoda, Insecta, Hymenoptera, Pteromalidae. Gene Ontology annotation, molecular function: transcription corepressor activity; transcription factor binding. The record is from RefSeq and is a predicted model, not a curated record. Gene Ontology annotation, cellular component: nucleus. The coding region runs from base 1560 to 2027 and encodes 155 amino acids. The transcript has 4 exons. Gene Ontology annotation, biological process: negative regulation of DNA-templated transcription.
CGUUCGAGAGAUGCGCUUACAUCAUCCUCGCGUUUGUGCAAAAAAACGAAAGUAUCGAUAAAACUAUACCCGAUAAACUGGCUCUCGUGCCUCGCGAAAACACGGGAAGAAGUGAAGCGACUCACCGCAGUUCCUCAGCCGGGGCAGCUCCGAUAUCCCAUUUAUCUUAUAGGCCGCAUAUACGAAAUGAAAAAUUUCAGAAGCAGAUGUGCUCGCGCUUUGGUAACCGAGCGAAGACUAAGUAGGUACUGCUACUGCUAGGCAGCUGCUGCAGCUCUCCGUCGCUUUUCCGUCAUGAUAUGAUUUUUGAGGCUAGCGUCGACUUUUAUCUUCUCAGCCCUCGUCUCUCGGUUUCUUCAAGAUAUGCGAAUGUGCGCAUAUGUAUAUAUUUGUACUUAUACGGAGAAACGGCGUUCAGACUUGAGAGAUUAUUCGAGGAAUGUAUCGAGACAAUUUUCUAACCUCAAUUGAUUCGACACCUCUCGAAUUGUUAGAUUUUAUUAUCUUUUGAAACUUUAAAACGUAGGAUGUUGCCUCUGUUGACUGCAGUGCAUUCUAUUUUCUCUACACUCGGUUGGUUCUCUACACUCCAGAACGUGAGCUAUACUCAUUAUGUGGUGACUCGGAUGUUUGCUUUACAUUAUCGGCGGAGUUAUUUAUUGCGCUGAUUUUGCUCCAAAAUAUAUGAUUGUGUGCGUGUAUUGUGUAUACAUGCGAUAUAUAUAUAUAGGUAUAUAUAAUCUAUUGCGCGGAUCAGCUGAUUGGAGCUGUAACCUUUAGCGGGAAAUUUUCGAACAGACAUUUGUAAAUAGAUAACAGGAUUUUUUCGUUAUCGCUUUUAUCUUCAUUCAAACUGAAUAGUCUUGGAAUUUUUGCCUAUAUAAGUAUAAUAGUGACGAACUCCGAUGCAUAGAUGUGACUCGAUGAGCUGAAAAUGCAUGCUUAGGAAAUUUUUCGAUUUUAGAGAUGAUUCAGACUCGUUAUUUAUGUUUUAUUCGAGAAUUCGUAAUUUUCAGUGGGGCAGUUUUUAAUUUACUUCUCUACGGUAAAUCUAUUUAUUGAAGUUUACUUCAAUUGAAUAAUAUUAUACGAAUAUAAGUUUUAAUAAAUUUUAUUGUCAUCGUUAGCAUUUGUUAUUAUUAGUGCUCAUAUGAUUAUUGAUAUUCGAAAUUACGUCCAUUCGAAACGUAAAUCGGACUUACGAAUAUUACCUAUGUUUGCAUUAAUAAUGGGCAUAAUUAACUAGAAAAGAAGUAUUUUGGGCACAUUAUUGUUUGAUAUUAAAAUAAUAAAUUAAAUUUAAAUUUCCCGCCAAAAUAAAGUGCUGCUGUGCUGCAGUGCUGCCAACUGCCCGGGCGUGGUUUUCGAACUCAAACAAUUUCCACCACGAGAGGCGCUAAAAGUUGUUGACCUAGCUUUACUUUUGUAAAUAUAAUAAAUACAUAUAUAAUAGGUAUUAUAGGUACGCAAAAGCCAAAACGUAACUCUUAUAGUUAUAGUGACGCCGGGUGCAUGUGUUAACAUUUUAGAUAUUUAAUUAUCUUAAAAAAUAUAUCACAAUGGCAUUGGCAGCAGAAUCAAUGGCCCUGGACGACAACAAACAGAUUCCCGACAAACCCGUGGACCGUGAGAAGACCUGUCCUCUUCUUUUAAGAGUAUUUUGCAACACAGGGCGGCAUCACAACAUUGGUGAAUAUACUAGGGGUAAUGUUCCCUCAAACGAGCUUCAAAUUUACACUUGGAUGGAUGCAACUCUACGAGAAAUCACUGCUUUAGUAAAAGAAGUAAACCCAGAUGCUAGAAGUAAAGGAACUUACUUUGAGUUUUCAUUAGUCACACCAGAAGUGCGAACCUCUGGUUAUAGAAUGCGAGAAAUAGGUGUUACUUGUUCAGGACAAAAAGGUGCAGAUGAUAACAAAACUUUGGCACAAGCAAGGUUCACAAUAGGAGAUUACCUGGACAUUUCCAUCACUCCACCUAACAGAGUGCAGCCAGUGGUUCGACGAGGGAAUUUUAGGCAAUACUGACCAAAAAGAACUAAAACGUGAUUAGCGUGAAAGUUGACAUAAAUUUAAGUUUUACAUUAUUACUUGAAUUGAUUUUGUUGAAUAAGUUAAAGAUCUUUACUCAACAUUAAUUUUUAUGAAGGUUAAAAUACACAACUAUUAUCUUGCAUAGAGUAAUAUAAAUCCAUAAACAUUUAAUUUACAUUUACAUUACAUUUAUAAUAAUGUUAAAAUUUUGUAAUUUACAUCAAACACACUAGUGACAUUUUAUUGGAAACUUAAAUUCUUUCUCAAUGGCUACAUUCUUAGGGAUUAUUAGUAAAUAAUUUUUUAAUCCAUUUAAUGAGAUGCAGAGUGCAAAAAAUGAUCCAAACAUUUACUUUAAGAAGCCGUCACAAAAAUUUUUAAAAAACGUAACAUGCUAUAUAAUGCUUGUGUAUUCAAUAAGUAGUAUAUCACAUGCUGUAGAUUUAGAUAUUUUUCAAAUCACAAACUUGAAUUAUAUGUGUGCAACUUGUAUAUUGAGAAUUGAAAACGUUGUUUCAAAUCAUAUAGUAAUAAUCAAUAAACAUCUUUCAUAUACCCAAA